GGGAGAGAGAGGCAGCGCUACCCUCUCCAGCUCUAAUCUCUGAGUCCCGUCUCUGUGCGUUGGUGCUCUUUAUAUAUAGAGAGUUAUGUUUCAAGGAUAUGAAUUAAUUUGAAGAUAGAUUUGUGUGAGCUCAGGACACCAUCAGCUGGAUGUAAACUUCAAUUUGACUCUGUUCUGGAGUGAAGAUCAUCUGGACUCUGGAGUCACCACAACAACUACAACCAGAAACUGAGACACACACACACGUUUCAACUACACAACAAAGUGGUUGAAAUUGUGAUGUUAGAUGACAUCAUCAUUACAUCAUUACCAUCUGUAAACUUUAAAAGCCAGUGUCAGGAGCACAGUCACUGUAACUAAAGUGACACAAGCAUAACUUUGGUUUUUAGGUGAAUUAAUUAUGUUUAUCUCAGUCACUUAUUUCUGAAUUUAAUUCCAGACAUAAGUAUCAAGCUUAACAAAAGACUUACAGUAUAAAUCAGCUACCAGCUGAGCAGGGUUAGUAAGCCAACAUGGCUGACCCCUACCAAAACAACAUGUACCAACAAGGGGGUGACAGCUAUGGGACUUACGGAGAAGGUGGCGACUACCCUCCUCAGGAAGAGGACGCAGCGAGCGACGUGACGGAAGGACACGAUGAAGAGGAUCAGAUGUACGAGGGGGAAUAUCAGGGGAUCCCACAUCCUGACGAGGUGAAGGUUGCACAGAGAGCCGCACGGGCUAAAGCCCGAGAAGGCAGAAGCGGCAUCUCUGAACUAGAGGAGUUGUCUGAACAGUACGAGGACAUCAUGGAGGACUGCGGCCACGGGAAGUUCCAGUGGACGCUCUUCGUGGUGCUGGGCCUGGCUUUAAUGGCCGACGGGGUCGAAUGUUUCGUGGUGGCUUUUGCUCUACCGUCCGCAGAAAAGGAUCUGUGUCUGUCCCACGCAGAUAAAGGAACGCUGGGUUUGACCGUCUUUCUGAGCAUGAUGGUGGGAGCGUUCGUGUGGGGCGGUCUGGCAGACAAAGUGGGCCGCCGCCGCUGUCUGAUCGUGGCGUUGGCUAUAAACUGCAUCUUUUCAUUCCUGUCGUCGUUCGCCCAAGGUUACGGCUUCUUCCUCUUCUUCAGGCUGCUGUCCGGCAUCGGGAUUGGUGGCACGGUGCCGAUCGUGUACUCGUACUUCUCUGAGUUUCUCCAGAUGGACAAGAGAGGGGAGCAUCUGUCCUGGCUGUGUAUGUUCUGGAUGGUUGGUGGGAUCUACGCCUCCUUCACUGCGUGGGGCAUCAUCCCCAGAUAUGGCUGGGGGUUCAGUAUGGGUACAGAGUUCCAGUUCCACAGCUGGCGGGUUUUUGUCCUGGUUGCGGCUCUUCCUGCGAUCAUGUCUCUGGUUGGACUCUCCUUCAUGCCUGAGAGUCCUCGCUUCCUCCUGGAGAACGCCAAACAUGAUGAGGCCUGGAUGAUCCUGAAGCAGGUCCAUGACACCAACUGGAGGGCCAAGGGACAGCCGGAAAAAGUCUUCACUGUGACUCACAUCAAGGCUCCGAAAACAGCAGAGGACGAGUUCAUAGAGAUUCAGAGUGCGACAGGAACAGCUGUACAACGAUGGGCUGUGCGCUCACUAACACUCUGCAAACUGGUGUUCAGGAACGUGGCGUCUCUCCUGUCUGCAGAGCUGCGCUUAGCUACACUCUUCAUGGCCGUCAUCUGGUUCUGCAUGGCUUUCAGUUACUAUGGUCUGUCUGUUUGGUUUCCUGACAUGAUCAAACACCUUCAGUACAUGGAGUACACGUCCGAGGUCAAGGAGUUCGAUGGAGAAAGAGUGGAGAACUUCCGUUUUAACUUUUCUCUGGAGAACCAAAUCCAUAGAGAAGGACAAUUUAUCAGUGACAAGUUCAUCAGUAUAACGAUGAAGUCAGUGAAGUUUGAGGACUCACUGUUUGAAGACUGUCGCUUUGAGGACAUCACGUCCACAGACACAAUAUUUGAGAGAUGCACCAUCCGCUCCACUGUCUUCUUUAACACAGACCUGUCGGAGGAGAACUUCAUCAACUGUACGAUGGAGAACAGCACCUUUGAGCAGAACAAACACGGCUGCCACCUGGACAGUGAUGAGGAGAACGACACCCUCAUUUACCUGGUAAGCUUCCUGGGCAGUCUGGCGGUGUUACCGGGCAGCAUCAUCUCAGCUCUCUACAUGGAGAAGAUCGGCAGGGUCAAGAUUAUAGGUGGCUCCAUGCUGACUUCAGCAGGCUGUACCUUCUUCCUGUUCCUGAGCUUCAGCCAGUCAGCAAUCAUUGCUCUACAGUGUCUCUUCUGUGGCAUCAGUGUAGCUGCUUGGAACGGCAUCGAGGUGGUGACCGUGGAGCUGUAUCCUGCUUCUAAAAGGGCCACAGCGUUUGGCGUGCUGAACGCUCUCUGUAAGCUGGCAGCUAUCCUUGGCAGCACAAUCUUCUCCAGCUUUGUGGGCAUCACCACAGCCGUCCCCAUCCUGCUGUCUUUCACAGCGCUGGUGUGCGGUGGCCUCGUGGCUCUCAAACUACCUGACACGCAGGACAAAAUCCUCCAGUGAAUUUAUUUUGAAAGCAAGAAUAGAAAAAACUCAUGCCUGUUAAAUGUAAAAUACCAAGUUCUAUUUUUUUUUUCAUUUGCAGCACCAUUUUCAUUUUGUACACGUUCUACAAAGGUAGCGGGGGGUUGGGGUUUAGUCGUACAAGUUACAAUGUUCAAAAAGAGGCUGAGAGUUUGGAUUUUUUUCUGAUGCUGUGAUGCAAUUUAUCUGUUAAGACAAAAUGGACUUAAUGUUAUUUUUGUGUAAAUGCCGCUUGAGGCUUAAAUCACAUGAUAUAACUGGUCGUCACAUUCUCUGCUACUUGCCUUUAUACCAGUGGUUCCUUGAAUUAUGGCGAGUCAUGUCAAAUACUGGCCAAAUGCUUUCUGUGACCGGCACAUUUUUAGGCUUUACAGCUAUUUUAGCAAAUGAAAUUGUGAAAGAGGUAUGUUGAAUUUUUAGAAGUUACAGUUCCUCUCCACUUACUGUCAGUUAUCCUUGAAAACACUGUUCUUGUGCUGAGCCACCAGCACAAGAACAGUGCUGAGCCACUCAGAGCUGUGUUUGUCCUGCAUUAUAAAGAAGGGAAUCUAAGCUAUCGCUCACAGCAUCAAGUAGUCCUGUAACCUCAGCACUACAAUACCCAUGAUUCAAAUAACAUUACAGAAUGACAUACACACAGAUGACUUACUUGAAGUGAAACAGCUACUUAUUUGUAUGUUGAAGUCCAACAUUUUGUCUCCUGUGCUGUAUGUUUUGCAUGAGCACUAUCACCUCUUCCUGUUCUUGGGUUCAUUAGUAGAGAGAAAGUACGUUCUCAUUUGACUUAAACAGACAAAAUAUAUGUGAGUAAAACUGUGCGCAUUUGCUUUUCAGUCUCUGUCUGACUCUGCCUUUCAACGUAGGCACAAGGUCAAUAUUGGUUUCACCUCCACGCAGUUUCUAAACACAGGUUGAAUCUACUUUAUCUCUGGCCUUGACAGUGCUGUAAGAUGUAAAUUGAGUUGGGGAAUAACUACAGUAGUAGGCUAAUGACUAAAGAAGUGCUGAAUGGAGUAGACAGGUGAUUAGCUUUGACAAAUGAUCAUUUUAGCCAUUCAAAACUUCAUCAUGAACCAUUUUAUUUAUUUUUUAGGUACUUUUAGGUUUUGACUGUUGAAUGGUCACACAAAAUCAGAAUGUUGAGUACAUCAACCUGUGACGAGCAUUUUUACAUUAAUCAAUGAGAAAACAGUAAUAAAAUAAUUAUAUUUCUUGUGACCUUAAAUUGAAGUCGUACAAUUUAUUAUUCAAAGUUUUGCUUGAAAUAGCAAAACUUCCCUAGAAAUAACAUUUCUACACAACUAAGCUGCAACAGCAAUAUAUUUUGUAGGAAAUGUGAUUGUACUUUCUAUAAAGAUAAUCAGGAUAUGUUGUUAAUUUACAUGCUUACACGCUGUACAUGGGGCAGAGUGUUCAGUGUCUUCCAAAGAGACUUUUUUAGUUUCUGAAGAUCCUGUUUAGACCAGAUGGAUGAGGCAGAUCUUCCUUCCUCUGUUUGCUUUGCUUUGACCAAACCUUGGCUGUGAUCUUGAAUCUGAAAUUGUUUACUGUCUCACUGUAAGAUGAGAAACUUCUGUGAUAGGCUGCUGCUUUGUCUGGCUGUAUCAUCUGCUUUUAUUUUUAUUAUUAGCUGUUCCAAUGACAUUUCUUUCAUCAAUGGUGAUUCAUAGAACUAAAAAGAAAAGAUAAAGCAAUGACUGACUGACUGACUUUUUCACCUCUGCACAUCUGGUCAAUUACUACUUCAAAUCAGCCCCCCAAUUCAGACAUUGGACCGGUGUGGGGAGGGGGAUCUGAAUGCUGUUUGAUGAUCUGACAAACACUUCAUUUGAAGUUAUAAUUCAUAAAAUAUCAUAAGGUUCAAGGUUUAAUUGACAUGAUUUUCUGUGAAUUUCCAAAUGCCAUCUAGCAAAUUGAUUAUCCACAACCACCAAGCAAAGGUUUCAUGUACCAAACUCACAUUAAAAGAACAUUUUUCAAACUUAUGGAAACUACAAUUUGCCUUCAGAAGCCAACAUGCUACAGCAGUAAAAAAAAAUCCCCUUUAAUUAAUGGCAAUGGUAUGAUAAUGUUUUUGUUUUUUUUUAAAUAAAGAUUCACUGCUUGCAAAUCACCAAAAUGAGCCCAAGUCUAGUUGUGUAUGAUCGUCUAUGAACGUGUUGCUAGUACUGUUUGUUUUUGUUUGUUUGAUGUACAGUGUUGGGAAUGGCUUAUGAAUAGUGUGUCUUUUUAUGACUUCCUGUCUUUAUUUAUUUGGACCUGUUGUCUGUGUCUGACAUUUCUGUGAAGCAGAGACAAAAAGCCAUAAUCUGUUAUUUGUUUGGAUAUUUUGUAUUUGAAAUCACUGUCUUUCUUUUCAUUGGUGGAGAAGGAGAAAUCCUACCAAUGUAAAAUGUCUCACUGUUUGACUCCAUCUCUGUCUGUUGCUAUGUGUAUUUGUGGCUGUGACAAAUCAGACCAAUAAAAUGAGUUCAUCAGUGCACUAA
Molecule: messenger RNA, 5056 nt
Organism: Seriola aureovittata
Lineage: Eukaryota; Metazoa; Chordata; Actinopteri; Carangiformes; Carangidae
Product: synaptic vesicle glycoprotein 2B-like
Exons: 15
Coding region: 513-2549 (678 amino acids)
Biological process (GO): transmembrane transport; chemical synaptic transmission
Cellular component (GO): membrane
Molecular function (GO): transmembrane transporter activity
Source: RefSeq, a predicted model, not a curated record